Molecule: messenger RNA, 1758 nt
Organism: Glycine soja
Lineage: Eukaryota; Viridiplantae; Streptophyta; Magnoliopsida; Fabales; Fabaceae
Product: zinc finger CCCH domain-containing protein 16-like
Exons: 10
Coding region: 208-1338 (376 amino acids)
Molecular function (GO): metal ion binding
Source: RefSeq, a predicted model, not a curated record
AACCAAGAAUUUUUAUUUAUUCAACGAUAGAGUGAGUGGAAUGAGAAGUGAAUGGAAAAUUGAAUUUCCAUGAUCAGUGGGGUGGUUAGAACUUAGAAGAGAAGAGAACUAGAGAAGUGAUUUUUUGCAAAGACAAAGCGAGGGUUUCUAUUGUUUUGUUGAGAAUUCAAUUCAAAGCUUUUGAUUUGAUGAUCAUAACAUAACACAAUGAGAGAUAUUUGUAGGAACUUCCAGCGAGGCAGCUGUCAAUAUGGAGAAAGGUGUAGAUAUUUACAUGUUCAGCAACAGCGAAAACCUAAUGUUAAUGGGUUUGGAGGUCAGAGCAGUUCUUAUCAACAGCAAAAUACAAAUCCCUUUGGAUUUGGCUCUGGCUCACAACAACAGCAGCAGCAGAAGGGUAAUCCUUUUGGUUUUGGCAAGCAGAACAGCUCCCAGUUAAAUGGUGGGCCUCAUUCUGAGCAUAAACCCAACCAAUACAAGCCUUUUGAAAACAAAUGGAAUCGACAGUCAUCCAAACCCCAGCAGAACGGUGUGAAAUCUGAAAACAACUCCAAACAAACAGAUCAUAUAUGCACAGAUCCUGAGAACUGUAAGCGCCAGAUUGCAGUAGAUUUUGAGCAAGAGAAACCUCUUUGGAUACUUACAUGCUACAGUCAUUGCAAAGGUGCUCCUUGUGACAUUGUUGGUGAUAUUAGCUAUGAAGAAUUGCGGGCAUCAGCUUAUGAGGAUGCUAAGCGUGGGAUGAACUUGCAAUCAAUAGUUGAGAAAGAGAGAAAUAUACUAAAUUCCAAGUUGGUUGAGUUUCAGAAACUACUUUCUGAACCUUACCAAAUACCAAUAAGUUCUUCUCUUGGCAGUCCAACACCCCAAUCUAUUGUAGCCAAUGCCAAUGCAAAUCCGUUUUCAACAUCUCAAAGUAAUGGUCCUUUGUCAGUCUCAAGCUUUAGCCAACUGAGUACUCCAUUGAACAUGGGUUUUGAAAGGCCAUCUGCACCACUAACAAACACUCUGACGAAGCCUGGUUUCUUUGGAAGUGGAGGAAACUCUUUGGCAUCCAACAACGCAGCAAAUCUAAACAGCAGUGCUGUCUUUGGUGUUCAAAGCGGCCCAUAUUCUACACCAGUGGAUUUGAACAUGUUUCCAGGUUCAACUCAGCAAACAUUGACUGCCUUCAAUAACUCUGAUCCCACUACAAUGUUUCAAACAACACCAGAUGUCCAGUUGUCAAAUAUGUCCCAAGUGGAGAAAGUGUCAGUAGAUCCAAGUAUUUGGUUAAAAGAGAAAUGGAAUCCGGGAGAGAUUCCAGAAGAAGCUCCUCCUGAUACAUUUGUACGGUAGGCAUUUGUGUUGGCAUCUGACAAAGCACUAAAUACUAGCAAGAUUUUGGGCCUUUCGUGGUUGAAUUAUAAAGAUCAAUAGCAUAUUUUAGAUCACUUCAGUAGUUAUCUGGAUAGUUUUAUAUCAAUUAAUGAAACGCAUGAGCUAAGGAGGCAAAAGUAAUUCCAUAUUGUAGUUCUUUCAUUUGGACGAAAUAUUGUAAUGCCUUCUUGGAGCUAUUUUGAUUUCCAAAAUUAUUUGACUGCUCGCUGCACUAUCAGGAAUUCAUUUGAUUGAUACGGAUUUCACUCGUUAUGUAACCACCUUUUUUUCUUUCUUGUAAUAUGGCAGUAAUCAUGUGCUUCUCGAAAGGGAAAAAAAAUCCAAAUGCCUUUGUUAUUUUUUUGACAUUCAAAUCCACGUGAUACAAGUUUUGAAAUA